AUCGUAUUUCUUAAUGUCCCUGGAUUCGUUUUAGUUUUACGACGACUCUAUGACAGACAAUUGAUGCUCCUAUGGAUACUUUACUAUUGUACAUAUCUUUGGAAAUUAUGUUUCCCGCAUUUUCUAAGUAGUGACUAUUUGUUUAUUGUGAGGUUGAAUAGCAUUUGCAGGUUAUGUUGGACACUUUGUUCUGGAACACAUUACUAAAGUGGUUGAAACAAAACUUUGUUCAUUAACAAUGGUGCGGCACUAUGUGAGAAAACGUGGAAGUCGUCCAUAUAAAAAUUAUUCAGAAAAAAAUCUUGAAAAAGCUUUGAAUGAGGUUCGUGCAAAGAAGAUUUCUGUUCGUGCAGCUGCUGAAAAAUAUGGCAUUCACAGAAACACACUUUCUGGAAAAAUCCAUGGUAAACAUCCAAAUGCUUCAGGUGGGCAGACAACAUUUUCCAGCGAUGAAGAAGGCUUGUUUGCUAAGUACAUUAUUGCUAUGUCAACUUAUGGGUUCCCACUGACUGCAUUUGAUUUGCAAAUGACUGUAAAGAACUACCUUGACAAAUGUGGUAGACAUGUAAAGAAGUUUAAAAACAAUGUCCCAGGGAAGGAUUGGGUAGAAUCAUUUCUCAAAAGGCACAAACAAGAUUUAAGUACAAGACUUGCAAGAAAUAUCAGUCAUGCUAGGGCUCGUUCUAAUGAAGGGACCAUCAAUAAUUUUUUUGAUAAUUUUUCGAAAGAGGUGGAAGGAGUUCCACAUUCUAAUAUAUGGAACUUCGACGAAAGUAAUUUGGUAGACGAUCCGGGCAGUAAUAAAGUUAUAGUUAAGAAAGGUACAAAGUACCCUGAAAAAAUUAGAAAUGCUACGAAAGCAUGUACCACUAUAAUGUUAUGUGGAAAUGCUGAAGGGAUUCUUGCCCCCAUUUACAUUAAUUACAAAGCUGAGAAUCCGUGGCAGACUUGGACAGAGGGGGGACCAGACGGGGCUCAUUACAAUAGAACCAGAUCAGGAUGGUUCGAUGCUGUGUGUUUUGAGGACUGGUUCACAAAACUUAUGCUCCCAAUUCUUAAACAGCAACCAGGAAAGAAAAUUAUAAUGGGAGAUAAUUUGAGUGCCCAAUUGAAUAUGGAAGUUCUAAAUCUCUGUGAGAAAUACAAUAUUUUGUUCAUUUUGAUGUAGCAUACUUUCGCUCCAUGAAAGGUGAGUGGCAAAAGAUUCUGAGUGAGUGGAAAGAGACAUCCUAUGGAAGCAGAUGUGCUACUAUACCAAAAGAUCAGUUUCCACGUCUUUUGAAGACCUUAUUGGAUAACCUUGCAGUAAGAGGACAACAAAAUUUGAAGUCAGACUUUAAGAAAUGUGGGCUUGUGCCACUAGACAGAAAUAAAGUUCUAGCAAAACUGUGUGACAGUGUAAUGAAAGAAUUUACAGAUGCUGAUAACUCUCCAACCUUAAGGAUCAGUGAUAGUUUUUUAGAGGAACUGAAGAAAAGAAGGCACGAAGAAGUGAAAACACAUGGGAAAACAAGAAGGCGGAAAUUAACUGUACCACCAGGAAAAAAGUGUUUGUGCAAAUGAUUUGUCAAGCAAUGCACAUGAAAAUGAGCCGAGUACAAGUCAACCGAAAACAGGUCGUAAAAAUCAGAAACAGAAAACCAGAGAUCAACAAGACACCAGUAGCAGUGAUAUAGAAGAUGAUGUGCAAUAUGAUGAUACUGAUGCCAGUGUAGAAGAUCUUAUUGAGUCAGACUCUGAAUCUAAUGAUUCAAAUGGACGUGUGGUAGUUACAGACACAUUGGCAUCAAGUGUGUGUGAUUCUCUGUCGAAAGAUCUUAGUAUUGGGGACUUUGUAGCAUUUCUUUAUGAUGAAAUAGUUUAUCCUGGGACAGUUACAGCGAUUGACGAAUCAGAUGUCAGAAUAAGUGCUAUGAGCAGGACUGGUAAAUACUGGAAGUGGCCUGAAAAAAAAGAUGAAAUCUGGUAUAAGAAAACAGCUGUUAUCAAGAUGCUUCCUCACCCAAAACAAUUAUCACGAAGGGAGCUGUACUUGGUGGAUCUAAAAAAAUGAAUUGUUUAUGCUUACCUAUGUAAAUGUUAUUUUGUUGCCUACUGUAUGUACACAAGUAAUUAGUAGAGGCACCUGUAUUUCGCAAUUUUUUUUUUCAUGUCAAGGUAUUUCACAAAAUACUGUAGCUUUUCUCCUGUGUUUAUUGGCUGAGGUCGGUGAGAGGUGUCGUCCCGCUCUUGACGGGGCCAAUGAGAAUGUGGUCACCGUACUGCUGCACCCUCACAAUAUUUGCCAUGACUCAUAAAAAAAGCUACAGUGUUUUGUGAAAUACCUUACAUGAAAAAAAAAAAAAUCGCGAAAUACAGGUGCCUCUAGUAAUUAGAAACCGGUAUAUGGUAUCAUUUCCAAGUAGGUAAAGAAAUGUGAUUUGGUAAACCUAUGUUAAUUUUGUGAAAAUUAUCCUUGUAAAGUCGUGCUAGGCACUAGUAUUUUAUGUGUAACAGGUUUCUUUUGCAGUAGUAAUAGCUUUGUAUACCGUAUUUGUUAAUUGGCAAACAUAAUUUCAAUAUAUGUAUGUUUUAUCAAAAGUUGUGUUACCCAAUAUUUUGUCCUUUUGAAUAAGUAUACAAAAAGCUAUUAGAAUGUAAAUUUACAGCAUUAUUUACGUUUAUUUAUAUUAUGCACUUGAAAUGUGGAACAAAGUGACGCUUUAAUGGGGCGAGUUUAUGCCAGAAUAAUUUUCUUAGGGAAAUUACACUGAAAUAACACUUGGCAUAAACUCGCCCCUAUGGAGGGGUGAGAUUGUGCCAUGAAUUUUCUCACAUUUAAGCCUUUAUGGAAAUAGGUAUUGAUGUUCCUUGAAUAUCUAAUAAAAGUUGAAGAAUGUGCCUACCUAACACAGUAUUUCACUAACGAGACAAUUCAAUAGUUUUAGAAUUAUUCUAACAAAUACACAAAAAGUGGCAAAAUUUCACCCCGUUUGACGGUACAUAAUUUAUACCACCUGCCAAACCAGAAUUUUAAAUAUUAUUAUUUUAUUAAAGACUUUCUUUUAAUGACAUUUUAUUUUAUUAUUUAUAAGUCUUGCGCUUUUCAUACCUAUAAUCUUUGUCUUUCGUUUAACCUACAUAAUGAAUUCGAGGUAAUAUUUUUUAUUGUUGUUUUCAUUUGUUUUUCUUGUAACAAAGUGUAUAUGUUUUAUGUGUGUCACCACGUCCACCAGGUGUAUAUGCAUAAAGUAAAACUGGGUCACAUACUCAAUACACUGACUCCACAUAACUAAUAAAGUAGUGGCUAUAAUAAAGACCACUACAGAGAGUGGCUUUAGUACAAUAGUCAUAGUGACAAGUAAUCCCAUCACAUGUUUGAUAAUGCUCUGUUUCCUCCUAGAUUCAAAUUGUCCUGAUAGCUUAUUGGUAGAAGAUGCAGAUGUAAACCUGAAGGGACAGGGUUUAAAUCUCAC
Messenger RNA from Bacillus rossius redtenbacheri, 3455 nucleotides. RefSeq names its product jerky protein homolog-like. Gene Ontology annotation, molecular function: DNA binding. The transcript has 3 exons. NCBI's taxonomy places the organism in Eukaryota, Metazoa, Arthropoda, Insecta, Phasmatodea, Bacillidae. The coding region runs from base 239 to 1168 and encodes 309 amino acids. The record is from RefSeq and is a predicted model, not a curated record. Gene Ontology annotation, cellular component: nucleus.